CACGGCGCUCAGUGCCAGGCGGGAGGCGGCAGCGGUUGGAGGCUUCGCCGGGCUUUGCAGCGGGGACUUCGGCGGCGGCGGCGCCUCAGGCACCUCGGCCCUGACACAAUGAGGCGAGUGGUACGACAGAGCAAGUUUCGGCACGUAUUUGGACAAGCGGUGAAAAAUGACCAGUGUUACGAUGACAUCCGGGUUUCUCGAGUGACCUGGGAUAGUUCCUUUUGCGCUGUCAAUCCCCGAUUUGUUGCCAUAAUCAUAGAAGCGAGUGGGGGCGGGGCGUUCCUUGUGCUCCCUCUGCACAAGACUGGUCGAAUUGACAAAUCCUACCCUACAGUAUGUGGCCACACAGGACCGGUGCUCGACAUUGACUGGUGCCCGCACAAUGACCAGGUCAUCGCCAGUGGUUCAGAGGACUGCACAGUUAUGGUGUGGCAGAUCCCAGAAAAUGGACUCACCCUCUCCCUGACCGAGCCUGUGGUGAUUUUAGAGGGCCACUCAAAGAGAGUUGGCAUCGUGGCCUGGCACCCGACUGCCCGCAACGUCCUUCUUAGCGCAGGCUGUGACAAUGCCAUCAUCAUCUGGAACGUGGGGACCGGGGAGGCCCUCAUAAACCUGGACGAUAUGCACUCAGACAUGAUUUACAACGUGAGCUGGAACCGGAACGGCAGCCUCAUCUGCACCGCUUCCAAAGACAAGAAAGUGAGAGUGAUCGACCCCAGGAGACAGGAGAUUGUCGCUGAGAAGGAGAAAGCACACGAAGGAGCAAGACCCAUGAGAGCCAUCUUUCUGGCCGACGGGAACGUCUUCACCACUGGUUUCAGCCGCAUGAGUGAGAGGCAGCUGGCUCUCUGGAACCCGAAAAAUAUGCAGGAACCAAUCGCUCUCCAUGAAAUGGACACUAGCAAUGGGGUGUUGCUGCCCUUCUACGACCCCGACACCAGUGUCAUCUACUUGUGUGGAAAGGGGGACAGCAGUAUCCGCUACUUUGAGAUCACAGACGAAUCCCCAUAUGUCCACUACCUCAACACCUUCAGCAGCAAGGAGCCUCAGAGAGGGAUGGGCUACAUGCCCAAGAGGGGACUUGACGUUAACAAAUGUGAGAUUGCCAGAUUCUUCAAACUGCAUGAGAGAAAGUGUGAGCCUAUUAUCAUGACUGUUCCAAGGAAGUCGGACCUUUUCCAGGAUGACCUGUACCCGGACACGGCAGGGCCCGAAGCGGCGCUGGAGGCAGAGGAGUGGUUCGAGGGGAAGAACGCAGAUCCGGUUCUCAUCUCCUUGAAGCACGGGUACAUUCCUGGCAAAAACAGGGAUCUCAAAGUGGUCAAGAAGAACAUUCUGGAUAGCAAGCCCAGUGCAAAUAAGAAGUGUGACCUGAUCAACGUCCCCAAGAAAACCCCGGACACGACCAGUGUGCAAAAUGAAGCCAAGUUGGAUGAGAUUUUAAAAGAGAUCAAAUCUAUAAAAGACACAAUCUGCAAUCAAGAUGAGCGCAUUUCCAAGUUAGAACAGCAGAUGGCGAAGAUCGCCGCCUGAAGGUCCACCCCCCACCCCCAAAAUGGGAGCAGGAACUCGGUGCGCGGUAGCUGGUUGUGGGCGUGGUCCCAGGGAGGGCGGAAGGGAGGCACUGCCUUGGGGACCUUCCGUGUCAGCUUGGUCGACCAGCGACGGGCUGCAUUCCAGUCAGAACUCAAUUCGUCUCCCAAAUUUGCAGAAACAAAAUGUGAUUUAAAAGCUGAGCUUUUUAUCAGAAAGCUUUUUUGAUGUUUUAAGUGUUACGUGACUUGUCGAACUUUUAAAAGACAAAAGUGCUACUUUUAAAAUCCCAGAUAUUCUGAAUUUUAGAAAUCCAACCAAUUCUGAUUCAGUGUCGUGCCCACGUACCUUUUUUUUUUUUUUUUUUUAUAAACAGGGACCAAUGCCACAUUGCUUUUUAUAUUUCUUUUUUUUUAAUGUUGCCAAAACCAAAAGUAGCUCCUCGCCCCCCGCCCUUGUAUUUUGCUACUUUGCAGUAUUUGUGUGUGGUUUUUUUUUUCUCCUUGAUUUGAAAGGGACAGCACUGUGUAUGUUUAUAAACUAAAUGAAGAUAUUAUUUUGUAUACACGUUCAUCCGAGAACAAUCAGCGCGGUAGCCACGUGGUGCUGGCUCGUUGGCGGCACAAACCCGGUCACUCUCACGACCGUAUGGAAGGAGGACUUGAAAACUCACGUGGGGUCGCGUCCCCACCACCCCCCUCCUUUCACAGAGUCUUCUGAUCAAAAAAAAAAAAAGCUCCUCUUGUAUCGUCUCCUUUCUUUCCUUUCUCUUUCCUAGAAACUGGGUGGUUGUACCAGAUGGAAUUUCACUUCUCAGUUAUCCUGUGCUUCAGAUGAUUAUAAUCUCACCUGAA
Hyaena hyaena (striped hyena) is the source of this 2387-nucleotide messenger RNA. It is a transcript of the gene CORO1C, whose product is annotated as coronin 1C. The record is from RefSeq and is a predicted model, not a curated record. Gene Ontology annotation, biological process: actin filament organization; neural crest cell migration. NCBI's taxonomy places the organism in Eukaryota, Metazoa, Chordata, Mammalia, Carnivora, Hyaenidae. The transcript has 11 exons. Gene Ontology annotation, molecular function: actin filament binding. Bases 109 to 1533 code for a protein of 474 amino acids.